This is a messenger RNA of Diorhabda carinulata, 4572 nucleotides long. RefSeq names its product monocarboxylate transporter 2-like. Gene Ontology annotation, molecular function: monocarboxylic acid transmembrane transporter activity. The record is from RefSeq and is a predicted model, not a curated record. The transcript is spliced from 7 exons. Bases 95 to 1690 code for a protein of 531 amino acids. NCBI's taxonomy places the organism in Eukaryota, Metazoa, Arthropoda, Insecta, Coleoptera, Chrysomelidae. Gene Ontology annotation, biological process: transmembrane transport; monocarboxylic acid transport.
UAAGGAUCCAAAUUUGUUUGCUUUAUUAAAUGGAUACAGUUCUCAUUUCUACGAGUGUCUUAACACUGUAAUGUCAAGAUAUUAGAACAGAAAAAUGGCCAAAUCAAAAAUCGCGAAACGAGAAGAAGUACGUCUAAAAGAAGAACUGCAAACAAAAGAAGGAGAUAUCCCAGUACCUACUCCUCCAGAUGGAGGAUAUGGAUGGGUUAUAGUAUUCGCUUCGUUUAUAUGUAAUACAGUAGGAGAUGGAAUUGCGUUUGCCUUCGGUCUUGUACUACCUUAUCUUGUAGAAUAUUACGGCGAAUCUAAAGGAAAAACGGCAUGGGUAGGAUCUAUUCUGACAGGAUUCCAAAUGGGGGCAGGACCUUUAGUUAGUGCAGUAGCUAAUAAAUAUGGAUGUCGUACUGCUUGUUUAAUAGGUUGUUUUUUGGCUUCCAGUUCUGUAGCUCUCUCAACUAUAUGUCCUUCUAUACCAGUUAUGAUGUUAGUUUACGGAUGCUUCGGAGGAAUAGGCUUCAGUUUUAUCUACAUACCAGCCGUGGUAAUGGUUGGAUAUUAUUUCGAAACGAAAAGAUCAUUAGCUACCGGUUUAGCUGUUUGUGGAACUGGAGUCGGAGCUUUCGCUUUGGCUCCUCUGGUAACUUCAUUAUUAAAAAACUAUGGAUGGAAAACUACCAAUUUUUGUUUGGCUGGAAUCACGUUAAGCUGCUCGAUAUUUGCCAUGCUGAUGAAGCCUUUGGUUUAUGAAAACAAGAAUGUAACUGUCGAAGAUGUACUGAGAGUACGAACUAGUGAGGGAAAUGUAUCAAACCCAGCAGUAUACAAUUCUACACUUUCUAUAACAAAGAGGAAAGGAAGCGUAAGCUUACAGCCUCUUUCAAGAAAGGACGUUCUAUAUACAGGAUCUGUACAGAAUCUCAAAGAAUUUCAAUCUAGAGCCUCGUUGGCCGAUUACAGACAUAGUGUCCACAGUAUUCAGAGGAUAAAAAAGCAAAAACCAAAAUCUGAAAAUUGUUGCAGUUUAUCCGAAUUAGCUGGUCUAGUAGAUGUUAGUUUAUUAAAAGAUGCAACUUUCUUAAUACUAGCUGCUGCUACAGUGUUUGUCAUGAUAGCGUUUUACAUUCCUCUAGUAUUUCUAAUCGAACUAGGGAAAACAAAAGGUAUAGAUGAAACUCAAGGAUCAAUGUUUAUAUCAAUAAUAGGCAUCACCAAUAUAAUUGGACGUAUUGGUGUUGGAUUCAUAGCAGAUUUUCCCAGCGUUAAUAAUUUACUUGUUAAUAACAUUUGCCUAGUAAUGGGAGCUGUUUCGGUAGCAUUGAUGCCACUAUGUCCAAACUUUACAACUCUAGCAGUUGCAUCUCUCUUCUUUGGAUUCGCCACAGCUGGAUAUAUGUCGCUGACGUCCAUAAUUUUAGUGGAGUACUUAGGACUGGAUAAACUUACAAACGCUUUCGGAAUGUUGAUGAUGUUUAGAGGAGUAGCGGCAGCUAUCGGUUCCCCCAUAGCAGGAACCUUGUACGAUAUCACGAAUACAUACAGUAUACCAUUUUUUGUCGGUGGUGCGGGUUUCGCUAUUGCAGCUUUUAUCAGUAUGUUGACUCCUUGCGUCAGAAAAAAAACAGAGGAACUUAACGAUUUCGAUGGAGAAGCUUUAACACCAAUUAACGCGAAAAAUAGGAAUAAUUUCUAACAUAGUAUUUGAUUUUUUUCCAUUCAUUUGUUUUUGAGUACAUUAUGGUCUUAUCAACUAGUGAAUAAUUAAUUUGACAACAGCUGUUUUGUCAGAAACGGUUUUAUUUACUUAGGAAAUUCGUGAAAUCUUUAUUAACAGUCAUUUUUGUAAAUAUUUAUCAAUUUAAAUGAUUGUAUCUUCAAAAUCAUAUAUAAAAAAUAAGAUUAGGAAUUUUUUUACUUGUCAAUCGAAAUACUAAAGGUUAUUGACAUAGAAAAGGUCACGGCUCAAGUCUGAUUUGAUGAUAACUUUUACACACAUUUUGACCUAUAUCAAGAUUCCUAUUUUAUCCAUUUCGAAAUCGAUAAUACAGAAUAAUGUAAAACAUAUUGGAAAAUAUAGAAAUCUUCAAAAUUUCACCCAAUCUACACAGAGUCAUCUACUGGAUAUACUUAUUAACAUAGAAACGAAUGUUAAUUCCAAAAGGUAACUGCCCACGUCGUAUCGGAUGAAAAUAAAAAUUUCUGUUUUAUCAUUUGCAGAAAAGAUAAUACAGAAUACUGUAAAGCUUAUGGAAAAAUAUAGAAAUCUUCUAAAUUUUACUCCAUCGAUUCAAAGCAACGUUUUUGUUGCUGGAAUAUCAUUAAUGGAAGUUUCCGCUGGAACUCGGAUGCAAAUCGCAUGCAAUUUUUGAUUAUAGAGGGUGAAGUAUCUGUUUAUAUAUAGAAAUGUCUGUCAAAAAGUGUUAAACGGAGAUGGCGCCACAUUAGCAGCAGGGAAAAUUACUUUUAGGUUAUGUUCUUUACAUUAUUUCGUACAACGUAAGUUGCUGACAUUUUUAACAAUGAACUGCUUGAGGAAAAAUUGAUAUUUUCAUUUUUUUUAACAAGACACACCUCAGUUCAUCUACAAUUGCUAUAUUAUAUGUUAUUUAUGGUAUACAGCUGGACAGUUUUUCAGCUUCUUUAUCAUAAGAGAUAUUCCUCCAUUUCUCUACUCUCCAAACGCAAAUUUUUAUGUAUUAGGUAAUUUGAAAAAAAUAGAUGUUUAUGUCAAAAUGGCGGAUGUGGGUUAAGCGAUAGAUUCCUAUGUACCCGUGUUAGCUUUUCUUUGUUUUUCCGAUAGUAUUUUUAUGGUGCUAAGAAGAUUCCAUAGAUACUUUUUAGAUUUGCUUCAAUGAAACUAAUACAGCUGGAACUGAGUAUUUUUACAGUUUUAAGUCAGUCUGCAACCAAGGUUUCAAGCAAUUUACAAUAUUUAGAACACUCACGUUUAUUUUGUGUGCAAAUUACGGGAUUGUUUUGGAAAAUUACUUCCACUGUAGCGUCCAAAUAAGUACUUUUCAAGGUAGCAAAGUGACAAUCCAAUAGCAGCGGAAAGCUUUAGGUUAAUUUAACCCUUUCACAUUAUAUAAAAAGAGCUUUAGUAAGAAUCCUGUUCAUUUUUCGAUAUAUUAGCUUUUCACAUUAUUUUUACGCUAAAUAGCUUCGCAAACCACACGGCAACAGCAUUUGUUUACCCCACGGCGGCUAUUUUUAAUUGAACAUCAGCUGAUUCGAAUAAUUCGUUAGUUUAUAUAAUUAUAUACCAAUGUUAUUCUUCUUUUUCCUAUGACUUAUCUUUUACGUAUUCGUUCAAAUUACGAAGUUGGCGACAUCUGUUGAAUUUCUUUCAAACUUUAAUAGAGGUGAACAAUAAAGCCAGAAUACGAACCAGUUUUGUUGUUUUAUAGAUAAUAUUCCUGUUUAAAGUGACCAAUAAAAUUCUUGUACACAUUUUUAGUAGUUUCGUUUAGAUAUUUAGGUCUCUUCCUCUCGUACUUAGAUGAACAAAUGCAUUUCAAAUAUUUCACAGCAUCAUUCAGAUUAAUUGUGAUCUUAUGUGGCUGGGAAGUUAGACCCGACGUCUAUAGACACAAGCUUUGAAGGUUUUUGUUCCUUUUAGGCCACAAAGUACUAUAUGUCCCGUUUUAUAAACCGUUUCGUCUUCUUUUAGUGGUCUGCUCCUAACUCCAAUAUAUUCAAAGAUUCAAUUUUCGUCAUUUUUAGACACAACUUUUUGUUGUAACCACACAAACACGUUUUGGAAAUUGCAAAAAAUGAAGAAAAUCCUGUCAAACACAGCAUCGGACACCCUUACUGUUUGUUUUGUUGUUUAUCGUUAUAAAAGGCAUCAUUCCGCGCCAUCUAGUGUCAAGCGAUUUUCGCCAAAAUGGCCACGCAGUUAUUCAAUAUAAAAGUACGUCAAGUUUAUACAAUGAACGUGCCAUAUACUAGUUUUUGUACAUUUUCGAUUUGUAAAAUUCAUUUCAAACAAAACAUUUGCAAAUACUAGAUUAUUCAUCUCGUUUUAUGGGUUUUUGGGCCGAAAAAAUACAAAUACUUUCAACAAGACCUUUAUUUUGUGAUUUCGGUGAAAUGAUAUGUUUUAAUGAAGGCGUUUUGUCAAUACAAUGAAGUUUUUAAUACUACCAAUUAUUUCCAUAUGCACACAUGAUAUUAACGAUAAAUUAUCAUUUAAUUUUAAGUUAAAAACAUCUAAGAAGCUUCACAUAUAUUUUGAUAUUUUGAAAUAUACACAAAAAUAUUUUUUCAACAACAUAUCGGUCAUCAUUAUAACUAAAUUAAUUCAUUGUGUAGUUUAAAAAAAUAAUUUUUUAUUGUGUAUAAAAAUAUUCACCUCGUAAUAUGUAAUAACAAUUUCAUUAUAACUUUUAUUGUUAAUAAUCAUUUGUAUAUUAAUGUUUGUUUAGACUAGAUCAAUAUUUUUAGUUUUUAAAAAGUUUUUUCGGUAAAAAAAACCUUCUAGAGACUUUACAUUUAUUAUAUAAUAUCAUCUGUUACAUAUCUUUCAAAGUUGUAAUAUAUUUGACACUAAAUAUAUAAUCUAUAAAACUACCA